This is a messenger RNA of Venturia canescens, 2943 nucleotides long. RefSeq lists its product as uncharacterized. The transcript has 2 exons. NCBI's taxonomy places the organism in Eukaryota, Metazoa, Arthropoda, Insecta, Hymenoptera, Ichneumonidae. The record is from RefSeq and is a predicted model, not a curated record. The coding region runs from base 757 to 2802 and encodes 681 amino acids.
AUGAUAUUGCGUUCAAGCUAAAAAGAAUUUGUAAAAAAUAAAAUAAUGGAUGACAAAAUAUUGCAAAAAUGCAUGAAUCUAGAUCUCGAUUAGAGAACGCGAAGUGAAAAUACGAGAUGGCGCUAUAUAUCGCUUGACGAAUUAAACGCCGUUUUUUUGGGGAGAACGUGACAAAUUUCCAAAAUUAUGAAUGUGAGGACGAUUUCUUGAGUAAUUACGAGAAAAUUUUCGCUUUUGGGAUGUCCUACGGAGUGUUACGUCAUGCGAUAUCGAUCGAUUGAACAUUUUUAUACUUAUGGAAGUGCAUUGGGCUCUUCAAUUUCAUCGGACGAGGUGGCCGAGUGGUUAAGGCGUUGGACUGCUAAUCCAAUGUGCUCUGCACGCGUGGGUUCGAAUCCCAUCCUCGUCGAAUAUUUUUUUUCUUUUAAUUUAAAAUCAUUAUUGAAAGAGCGAUAUGCAGGGAUCGUUCUUAGAGAAAAAAUUAUAGAAAAUUAAAAAUACAGCUAUUGUUUGGAGAAGUGAAAAAAUUGGUAAUUUUCCAACAUUUUUUUACGAUCUCAUCAGUCAUAAUAUGAGAGCUGCACUGAAGUGUAAUGACAGCUGAAAUCGUGGGCCUCUCGGUGACAUUUCACGUUCGCAAAUCGGCUCGACAUUAUUAACCUUUAAACGAUUUUUUCGGUUUUGAAUCGCCACUGUCACAUUUUUACUUAACUUUUCCGAGGCAAAUGGAAUAAUUUGUAAGUUAAAUAAUUUAUUAUGACUGAGGAAUAUAAAAUAAUGGAAAAUGAGAUGGUUCCUGAAGAAAAUCAUGAAAAUCACACCGUUCGUCCGAGCGGUCGGAGCCACCCUAAAGUAACAAUAAAAAAGACCUUCGCCGAUAUUCAUCGGAGCCGCAGAUUGAAUACAAAUGGAGAAAUUACCAAAACUGAUGGAUCCAUUCGUCCGAAAAUCGAAUGGUCAGCGGGCACGAUCGAUGUAGGAACUCCUCAAAAUCAUACCGACAACAGAAGCACAGUUUUCGAUCCCAUGCUCCCGAUUCUUGUGCCAAAUAAACCGACUAGCAAUACCGCCUUCGGAAACACCAAACGCCCCGUCUCAACGGCACCCAAUCCAUGGGAUUCCAUCGACGUUCAGCCUACGCAACCUGAAGAAAUAAUUCACCUGAUCACUCCAUCCGAAGGCGUUGGCAAAGCGAACACCGCGCGAGACACGAUCGAGAUGAGGAGGAAAAAAAGCAUCGUUGAUAAAUUCCGAAAAAAUGUGGUCAAAGUUAUCGCUGCCAAAAAGUUUGAAGCACGAACGAUCUCGAGGGAAGAGUCACCAAGAGAAAAUUUAAAGAUCACUAACCCCGAAGAAGAAUUCGAAUCAUUGAAUGAAAGAUUCGUGCGCGAAGGGGUUCUUCCGAAAGAUUUUAAGACGAAUUUCGUGCCGGCGAUUCCCACUCAAGGGACAGCCGAAAAAAAACGGGUGACAAUCCAGAACGCAUCGACGGAACCGGAGACGAAUAAAAGGCCAUUGCCAGCAAGACGAAGCUGCGAGCCUCAGGACGUGAAGGAUUUACGGAGGCUUCGUGAUUCCGAUUGUCAACCGGGGUCUUCUCGAGAUGCGAAGCCGAGACGAGAACUCGGUGCCGGUCAAACCGUCGAUGAACUUUUCCCGACGUCAAAUUUCUCCGACAGCGGAAAUGACGUCUUAACAAAAAAUACGAGAACCGAUUCCCCGCUCGGAUCAAAUGGGACACGAAAAAACGGCGAUCGCUUCAAAAUCGAAAAUCCCUUCUCAGACUUUUCCCUUCAAACUCUCAGUCCUAACAAAAUUCCUUUCAAGCUUGACCUCGCGGAAACUGAGACGAUUCCUUGCCAUCUCGAUCCCAUCGAACCUAGCACCAGCAAAAAAGUUUCCUCCAUCGACGCCUUCAGAUCGAAGGUCAGUGCCACCGACAUUGUUGAAAAUCCCCAAAGCGAAACCGGACAAUCAAGUUUCUUGAAAACCCAAGAGUCUCGUAUGAAGAAAACGUCAUUUUUAGAUACACCAGUGACGAUCACAAGCUCCGAAAAAUUGUUCAGCACGGUACGAAAAAAAUGGAUGAAUUUCGCGAGCGCUCCCAACACCUGGAACGAUCUCAACCAGCUGAACGAUUCGUGGACGUUGAGUCCUUCGUUUCGACGAAUUUUCGGAGAAAAUUUCGUUUGGUCUUGCACUCCUGUAAAAUGUUACGAGUUCGACGAAGCAACAAUGCGAUUUCAGCGUUUUUCGAAAGCUCUCCAAAUCAACACUAUCGAUAAGAUUGCUGGCAAAAUGUUCGACGACCUUCCAAUAACUGACAAUUUUGUUAGAAUUCACUUAAUAAAUUGCCUGGAGAACUCACUUCCAAUUAUUAUUUUUAAUCCCAUGGAUACUUUGCGAAUUUUUCGUCGAAAUAUCGGCAGAGAUUAUUUACAGCUUCAGGACAAAGAGGAAUUAUCCAGAGUAGGUCAAUCAUUGGCAAUGUCCCAAGGUCGCAAAGAAUACGCUGUUUUACCUGAUGACCUGAUAAGUGAUUUGUGCAGACAAGGAAAUAUUGUUGAAAGAAUUACUCGAUACGUUGUUGAUGUUAUUCUGCCAGAUUAUUUCGAUAAUCAACAUCGAUUUUCAUAUUUCAACCCAAUGUCAGUGUUUACGAAUAAUUUUAAUGUUGUUAAAUGUCCUGAUUGGGAAUCUCGUUGCGAACGAAAUAAUCAUCAAAGUGUCCUUAUCGAACGUGAAGAUACUUCAUUCGUAGAUUACUUCGAAAAGUUUUUGAAUUUUCGUCAAUUAAAUUGAGCGUGAUGAAUUUACAAAGAUUUUUGGUUGAGAUGAUUCGAUAAUAAGAAUCCGUUUGUCAGAUGUGCUUGAGGAAUGGAAAUUUUCGAGUGCUUUUGUAAACAAGAAACAUAUGCAAAAAUAAAGAUCUGGUAAUCGUGA